Falco peregrinus (peregrine falcon) is the source of this 1302-nucleotide messenger RNA. It is a transcript of the gene FAM187A, whose product is annotated as family with sequence similarity 187 member A. The record is from RefSeq and is a predicted model, not a curated record. Bases 1 to 1302 code for a protein of 433 amino acids. NCBI's taxonomy places the organism in Eukaryota, Metazoa, Chordata, Aves, Falconiformes, Falconidae. The transcript has a single exon.
AUGGAGACAUGGCUGCUGGGAGCCACCAUUCUCCUCUGCCUGGUAGAUGUUCUCCAUGCCUUUGCAAUUGAAGAGAAAGGAGAUGUGUUCAAGCGGAUGGCUUGUCCUGCUUUCCUGGUGUUCGACAAUGCCGCGUACCUGGCUGACAUGACCUUUGAGCUGCCUUGCAACUGCAAGCCUGAAGAGGUCUCUUCCGUCAUCUGGUACUUCCAGAAGAACAUGGGCAGCCACAAAACCACUGUCCUGACAGACUUUGCUGGCACCAUGGUGGUCGACUCGGGCCAUAUCCGCCUGGGCAGCAGCGUGCUGAAGCGUUUCAGUAUCCGGAUGUUCAGCCUCAUCGUCUUCCGAGCCCAGGUGUCGGACUCGGGACACUACCUGUGCGGCACUAAGAAAGGGGACUACUUUUAUGGCUAUGAUGUGGAUGUGCAGCCCACCAAGCACGUCACAGUGGCUUUUGUGGACAGAGGCCAGCAUGUCCAGGACGACUACACAGGUCAGAUCUUCAGCCUCUUCACCACCUUCUGGGACUGGACCAGAUGCGACCGCUGUGGGGUGAGAGGUGAGCAGCGGCGGAUCGGACUCUGUUACAUGCGGAGCGCCCAGCUGCACCCCCGAUACCGCACCGCUGUGCCCAACGUCACAUCCUGUGGCUCAAGCGCUGUCCCCGCACAUUUCCAGCACCCUGACCACCUCCGGAAACCUGAGGUGGCCAUCCGGAGCUGCCUGACCCCUUGCCUGAAGAAGGAAGUCCCCGAGGAAGGUGUGCAGGUCAUCUCCAAUGUCAUUUCCAAACUGGGCGAGAAGCCCUGGCUGCCCCGCAUCCCCACGCAGUUUCAUCAGCAGCCCAUUGGAAGUGACCUGAUCAUCAUGUGCCCUGGAGCCCGGCCUGAGCAUGCUGUGGCGUGGGACAAGGAUUCUGUCAGGCUCUACCGCUCCCGCUAUCUCAUCAGUGUCAACAAGAGCAUGAGGGUCUUCAUUGACCACGGAAACCACCUGCACAUCCAGCGAGUCCGAAACAGCGAUAGAGGCACCUACUUCUGCUGGCGGGAGGGCGAGAUGGUGGCUGGCUUUCGGCUCAGCGUGAUCCGCCAGCGCCGGCACCGGCGGACACUCAGUGAUCCCGAGACCAUCUAUGCCAUCAAGGCCAUCGGCAUGAGCUACACCUUCAUCAGCAUCAUCUUCAUCGUCGCCCACCUGUGCCGCUGCUGCUGGUGGGUGUUCAGGUGCCCUGCCAGAGCACAGCAUCUCCACCACAGCCCCCACACAUCACUCUUAGACCUGGGACCAUCCUCCCGGUAG